AUGAAAUAUAAAUGGGAAAGUAAACAAGAUGUGAUCUACGUCGAUCUUGUUGGCACAGUAACCAGCACAACCUGGAGCCGCAUCGAGGAAAUUUGGUGCGGUGGGCGCGGCGGCACAAUGGACGACGGAGGCAGCAACAAGCAACGUCAAGCGACGCGGGUAUUCAAAAAGAGCUCGCCAAAUGGCAAGAUAACAGUAUAUUUAGGGAAAAGAGACUUUGUAGACCAUAUCACUCAUGUAGACCCGAUUGACGGGGUCGUGCUAAUCGACCCGGAGUACGUGAAGGACAGGAAGGUGUUUGGGCAUGUGCUCGCUGCGUUCCGAUACGGUCGCGAGGACCUCGACGUCCUCGGCCUGACCUUCAGGAAGGAUCUCUACCUUGCAGCUGAACAGAUAUACCCACCGACGAGCACUCCAAAGCGACCGCUAACUAGACUCCAGGAGCGUCUAGUUCGCAAGCUCGGACCGGCGGCACAUCCAUUCUACUUCGAACUGCCCCCACACUGCCCCGCCUCGGUCACCCUACAGCCCGCCCCCGGAGAUACAGGCAAGCCGUGCGGGGUUGAUUACGAAUUAAAGGCUUUUGUAGCUGAUUCUCAAGAUGAUAAGCCCCACAAAAGAAAUUCAGUCCGGCUGGCGAUCAGGAAGAUCAUGUACGCGCCAAGCAAGCAAGGCGAGCAACCAUCCGUCGAAGUGUCCAAGGAGUUCAUGAUGAGCCCAAACAAACUGUACCUGGAAGCUUCGUUAGACAAAGAACUGUACCACCACGGCGAGAACAUAGCCGUCAACGUGCACAUAGCGAACAACUCGAACAGGUCCGUGAAGCGGAUCAAAGUGUCGGUGCGCCAGUUCGCCGACAUCUGCCUCUUCUCCACCGCGCAGUACAAGUGCACUGUGGCCGAGGCGGAGAGCGAGGAAGGUUGUCCGGUCGGGCCCGGGUUCACUCUGAGCAAGGUGUUCACACUGACGCCGCUGCUUGCGAACAACAAGGACAAAUGGGGACUCGCACUCGAUGGGCAGCUUAAACAUGAAGACACCAAUCUUGCUUCUAGCACACUCAUUGCAGACCCAUCGCAGCGCGAAAACUUAGGAAUCAUAGUACAAUAUAAAGUGAAGGUUAAGUUAUGCCUCGGACCACUUGGAGGUGAGCUUAGCGCCGAGCUGCCCUUCAUCCUGAUGCACCCGAAGCCGGAGGAGGAGGCGCCGCGGCCCGCGCCCGAGCCCGCGCCGCAGGACCACGACCUCAUACAGCUCGAUCCGCAUCCGGACGAAAACGGGCAAGAGCAAGACGACGAUAUCAUAUUCGAGGAUUUCGCGCGGCUGCGGCUGAAGGGCGCGGACGCGGACGCU
This is a messenger RNA of Brenthis ino (lesser marbled fritillary), 1350 nucleotides long. The record is from the annotation of a GenBank genome assembly. NCBI's taxonomy places the organism in Eukaryota, Metazoa, Arthropoda, Insecta, Lepidoptera, Nymphalidae.